This is a messenger RNA of Sorex araneus (European shrew), 1071 nucleotides long. RefSeq names its product heat shock protein nuclear import factor hikeshi (gene HIKESHI). Gene Ontology annotation, biological process: protein import into nucleus. The transcript is spliced from 5 exons. Gene Ontology annotation, cellular component: cytosol; nucleus. Gene Ontology annotation, molecular function: Hsp70 protein binding; nuclear import signal receptor activity. The coding region runs from base 170 to 763 and encodes 197 amino acids. NCBI's taxonomy places the organism in Eukaryota, Metazoa, Chordata, Mammalia, Eulipotyphla, Soricidae. The record is from RefSeq and is a predicted model, not a curated record.
CUCAGAGGCGUGCGACCGGAAGUGGGGUCAGGGGUCGCCUGCGCGCCUCGCGGCCCGGUCGCUAUGUAGCGGAGGCCGGUGCCCUGCGCCUCUUUCUGCGGGCCCGGCUGUUCGGCCGCCCGCUCGCGCGUCGCCGGCUCUGCCGCUGGCCGGAAGCGCGGGCGCCACCAUGUUCGGCUGCUUAGUGGCUGGGAGGCUGGUACAAACAGCUGCACAGCAGGUGGCAGAGGAUAAAUUUGUUUUUGACUUGCCUGAUUAUGAAAAUAUAAACCAUGUUGUGGUCUUUAUGCUGGGAACAGUCCCGUUCCCUGAGGGCAUGGGAGGAUCUGUCUACUUUUCCUACCCUGACUCGAAUGGAAUGCCAGUAUGGCAGCUCCUAGGAUUUGUCACCAAUGGAAAGCCAAGUGCCAUCUUCAAGAUUUCAGGUCUUAAAUCGGGAGAAGGAAGCCAGCACCCUUUUGGAGCCAUGAAUAUCGUUCGAACUCCGUCUGUUGCUCAGAUUGGGAUUUCCGUGGAACUGCUGGAUAGUUUGGCUCAGCAGACCCCUGUCGGCAACGCUGCUGUCUCCUCCGUGGACUCGUUCACACAGUUCACACAAAAGAUGUUGGACAACUUCUACAAUUUUGCUUCAUCAUUUGCUAUUUCUCAGGCCCAGAUGACACCAAAUCCAUCUGAAAUGUUCAUUCCAGCAAAUGUGGUUCUGAAAUGGUACGAAAACUUUCAGAGGCGACUAGCACAGAACCCUCUCUUUUGGAAAACAUAAUUUGAAUAAAAAGAUUUUUAAUGGAUUCUGAAAUUUGUCGUAUUUUGAAGAUAAGUGACUCCAUGUGAAAGCACCAAGUCAAAAGGAUCCUGAAGUCCUUUGAUCAUGAAGUCUGUUUAAAAACUGCUUAGUUACUGUGAACGCCAAUGAAAAUCUUUAUAAAAAAUUAAAAACAUCAAAUAAUGAAAAAUGUUCCUUAUUUUUAGUGAUUUUCUCUUCCUUAAGCUUAAAGUAGUAUUUUAGAGGCAAAACAUUUUGUUUUGGAUACAGUUCAUUUUUUACUUAGAAAUAAAGAAUAUUCAUAAUAA